GGCACCUCUCAUCACAAUCUUAAUUCAACUCCUGUCGUGCUGGAAAAAGAUGGAUGGAUGGUAGGAGCAGAUCGUCGCCUGCUUUUCUGGGUACCACCCGCUUCCCGACGAGAACCAUUUUAUUAUCCUGGGACUGUAUUGGUGAUACCCAGUGGGCUAGAGUUUGAUUUGAGUCGCAUGGCUCAUGGAGAACAAUGGUGGAAAUGCCGAGAUGCCUCUACUUGCAAAUGAUCUAGUUGUAAUACCCAUUGUUCAAGUGAGAUGACCCGCCGUAAACCAUGCGGGGUAUAUGUGUCCACACGCUACCGCUACUAGUUUAUCCGAGCACGUACUGAGGACUAUGAAUCAAGUGAUUCCAUCACCUGAGAGACGUUGUUGCGCCCUGGAAUACCUGUCGUGCAGUUGAUGAUCAAAACCCCUUCGAAGCCUGGGUGAUCAUCGGCGCUGAGAUGACCUUCGCGUCUUCCUUUUUCUUCAGGAUGCUUCAAAAUUCGUCCUCAACUUGGAACACAAGCAACAAGUCAACAUGACGCUUUGAUUGAUACCACGUCAAUUCCUAGUGUUACCAAUUAUCUCAAAUCAAGC
Messenger RNA from Suillus subaureus, 585 nucleotides. RefSeq lists its product as uncharacterized. The transcript is spliced from 3 exons. NCBI's taxonomy places the organism in Eukaryota, Fungi, Basidiomycota, Agaricomycetes, Boletales, Suillaceae. The coding region runs from base 58 to 231 and encodes 57 amino acids. The record is from RefSeq and is a predicted model, not a curated record.